This is a messenger RNA of Silurus meridionalis, 800 nucleotides long. RefSeq names its product mitochondrial contact site and cristae organizing system subunit 13 (gene micos13). NCBI's taxonomy places the organism in Eukaryota, Metazoa, Chordata, Actinopteri, Siluriformes, Siluridae. Gene Ontology annotation, cellular component: mitochondrial crista junction; MICOS complex. Gene Ontology annotation, biological process: cristae formation. The record is from RefSeq and is a predicted model, not a curated record.
CGGUUCCGGCUGCUGCCCUUGUGUAUGUUGUGAAGCUCGCUAGCUGUUUGCUGCAUAACCUGUUCUAUUCUUCUUCUGAUUCCGUUUCCACAAACUGAUCAGAGACUCAUAUUAAGAUCUGGAUCAGGACUUGGAGGCGGCAUGGCAGCCAGGAUUCUACCAGUGGUCAAGUUAGCCACAAAACUGGGUAUCGCCGGAGCCGUGUACAUGGCCUAUGACUCGGGACUCCUCGGUGGGAGCGCUGAAGGGUCCGAGGCUCUGAGCAGAGCUCAAGCAGCCGUCCGUCCUGCCGUGGAGGAGUGGGCCAAAUACUUCAGCCUGGAGCUUCCUGCAGCACCUAAAAUCGAGUUUUCUCCAGGUGAUGCCUGGAACACAGGAGUCCGUAAAUCCAUCCAUGCUCUAUCGGUGGCUCCGAGCGUGGCGUGCGAGUACACCGGUCACGGCAUCCAGUAUGUCAAGAACCUUAUCAAAUGAAUGCAUUAAAUAAAAAGAUCUGCAUUUCUGAUUCCUGUGUGUGAGCUGAACGCCGGAUGGAACAACAAUCCCAACACAAACGAAUCCCAUACUUUCACUUGAAAUUAAAAAGAACGACUGAAGACGUGGUCAGGUUUUUAUUAUAAUUACAAUCGAUACCUGUUUUAAAGGUAUUCCAAUAAAACGAGGAGAAGAUCAACAUGGGAUAUAAACAUCUAUAUUAUUAUUAUUAUUAUAUUUAUCUGCUCCUGGUACCUUCUCAGACCGCUGAGACCAAACUAAUGUACUUUGUUGACUAUAAAAAUAAACCAGAGACUUAUUUGGAA